Messenger RNA from Megalobrama amblycephala (Wuchang bream), 1507 nucleotides. It is a transcript of the gene cfap298, whose product is annotated as cilia and flagella associated protein 298. Gene Ontology annotation, biological process: regulation of cilium movement. NCBI's taxonomy places the organism in Eukaryota, Metazoa, Chordata, Actinopteri, Cypriniformes, Xenocyprididae. The record is from RefSeq and is a predicted model, not a curated record. Bases 177 to 1049 code for a protein of 290 amino acids. The transcript has 8 exons.
GCUAAAUUAAGUAAAUUACUUUGUAUGUAUUAAACUAGAAACAGCCUACGCGUUUGAAGAGGCUUUUAUUUUGAAUUCGCCACUUCCUGUGGAAAUAGUAUAGCUAGCUGCUGCUUCUGCGUUACCUGCAUUUCUGCUGCUGUACUGAAUCAAGAAACUGAUUCAGCAAGUGAGAGAUGGUUCAGCUGCACGUCAAACGAGGAGAUGAGAGUCAGUUUCUCUUCAGUACUACAGUGGAUGUCUCGAUUGAGACACUGACCCAGCAGAUCAGCGCGAUCUACAAUGGAAGAUUAAAAGUGGACAGGAUCUGCUCUGAAAUUCAAGAGCUGGCAGAUCAUGGGAUCACUCUUCCACCAAAUAUGCAGGGUCUGACCGAUGAUCAGAUCAUGGAGCUCAAACUGAAGGAUGAAUGGGAAGACCGCUGCAUUCCCAGCGGUGGUGCUGAGUUUAAGAAGGAUGAGAUUGGACGUCGAAAUGGACAUGCUCCAAACGAGAAGAUGAAAGAUGUUUUAAGGAAAACAAUGGAGGAUUCCAAGGCUUUAAUCUCAAACAAACAAGUAAAAGCAAAUGUCUGUGUUACCAUGGAUAUGGUCAAAGAGGCUCUAGACCAGUUGCGAGGAGCUGUGAUGAUAGUUUACCCAAUGGGACUGCCUCCACAUGAUCCAAUUAGAAUGGAGUUUGAAAAUCAAGAGGAUCUUACUGGAACACAGGCCUCAUUACAAGUGAUCCCAGAUGAAGAGGCUCAGCUGUGGUGGGCAUCUAAAGAACUGCAGAGGAGCAAAAAGCUGCAGGAUUAUGUUGGGAAAAAUGAGAAAACGAAAAUUAUAGUGAAAAUUCAGAAAAGAGGCCAGGGUGCGCCAGCGAGAGAACCUCUAGUGAGUGAAGACGAACAAAAACAGAUGAUGCUGCACUAUUACAAGAGGCAGGAAGAACUGAAAAAACUAGAAGAGGCAGAUGAUGACACACAUCUUCAGUCCAAUUGGUCGGAUAGGCAGGCCCUAAAAAGGCAGUUCCAGGGACUCACAAAUAUCAAAUGGGGCCCACGAUAGAUUAACAGAGAAAAUCACAAUUACUUUCUGUUUGGCACAUCAGAGACCACAGACUCUUCUACAGCAGUUUUUAUGCAAUUUGGUGCCUUCAUUACAUAUGAAAGGCAUUAAUGUGACAGUGACUGUAUGUAAAUGUGCGUGUAAUGCCAAGCGUGAGACAUAAGAUUUCUCUGUACUGAUUCACUGGCAAAAGGAUGCAACACCUUUCCUCUCUUUGUCUGUGCCUCUGGCAGUUACUCAAUUGAAACUUGAUGCUGUUUAAAGACAGGAUGUUGCUGUGCAGCUCUUAGGAUUGUAUAGAGUUCAUUUGGAGAAUGCUGAGAAGGAGUUAUAGAACAUUAAAGUAUCCUCAAGGCAGAAGAGAGGUUACAGUAUCGGGAGAUGAGGUUUCACUAAGAAGAGUCAGAGGAAAGUGGAGUGUGAUGUUGUGUAAUAAAAAAACAUUCUAUUUGUGUUCA